Molecule: messenger RNA, 8058 nt
Organism: Sporothrix schenckii 1099-18
Lineage: Eukaryota; Fungi; Ascomycota; Sordariomycetes; Ophiostomatales; Ophiostomataceae
Exons: 3
Coding region: 1-8058 (2685 amino acids)
Biological process (GO): cellular response to amino acid starvation; regulation of translation
Cellular component (GO): cytosol
Molecular function (GO): protein kinase regulator activity
Source: RefSeq, a predicted model, not a curated record
AUGACUGAACCGACCUUGACCAAUGGGUCCAGCACCGCGGCCCUCGACCCAGUCUCGACGAGAGUGGCUUUGGCAACCUCGUCCACAUCGAUCCGUAUUGCGCAGUUGCGGACCAUUGACGACAAGAUCACCAAUGGCGAUCUCGAGCCAGCAGCCAUUGCCAAGUUCCUUCCCGUUCUCUUCUGGACCCAUGCCUCGUACGAAGACCGGCCGUCGAGACGUGCCGUGCAAAAAUGCCUGAUCUCGAUCUGCGACAAGAAAAACGGCCAGCUUCUAGCGCCCCUAGUGGCCGCCAUUCGUGCGGAGGCAUCGAAGCUGAACACGUCCACAGGAAGCACCUUCACGCUCAUAGAAUGGUGCAGCAUUAUUAUGCAGCAGCUGGCCGGAACGGAGCUUUGGGACAAGGUCGGAAACGACAUCCUUGUUGCUCAGGCGAGUGCCGUUGAAAAGUGCACGCGACCACCCACGCGGCAAAGCGUCGCGCAUUCCGCCCUCGUGGUGGCCCGGCGAGGCUUCCGUAAGCUUGUGUCUCUCGACAGCACACGUGAGAAAGCCAUUCUCGAGUCCGUCAAGGUUCUGGCUGCCAAGGGAACCCAGCCGACUGCGCGCAACUCAGUAUUCCUUGGCGUUAUCGCUGGCGUGUCGGCCCGGAACGCCAAAGCCAAGGCCAUCUUUGAGACGACAAAGCCACAGUACUUUGAAUUUUUCACACGUGAGAUUACGAGCUCCAAGACACAGCUAUCGAGCAACGUGGCUGCUGGCCUGCAAGACUUUUUCCAGAGCUUCGUGACUGUACAGGAUCUGGAGACCCAAAUUGUGCCUGCGAUCAAGAAGGGCCUGCUGCGUGCGCCAGAAAUUGUCCUUGACGACCUCGUCACGCCUCUUGUGGAUUCUUUACCCAAGACCUACGACCUGUCGAAUAUAUUGGAGGAGCACUUGGCGAAGCCACUGCUGUCUAAUGUCAAGUCGAGCAAGGAGGCGGUGCGCAAUGGCACCCUGACAGCUUUCCGCGCUCUUGCCACCCGAUGCACAGAUCUUGAUGUUGUCGCCCGCGUGGUGGAUGAGACCCUCACGCCGCUGCAAUCCGGCAAGCUCACUUCUCCCGAGCACCGCACCAUCCACUCGCAAAUCCUGGAAGCGCUCCCGAAAUCUGAGGCCACGGCUGGCAAGGUCGCCACGGGCAUUGCCGCCGCGGCAUCAAAAGAGGGCAAUGAGACUGCUCUGACGGCCGAGACGACUUCUCUCACACAGAACACAAAGAUCCUCCUGGAAGGCUCGACCGGUGUGCCUAAACUGGUUGUGGAUGCUUACGUCAAGGGUCUCGCUGACAAGAAGGCGCCUGCGCGCCGCCUUUGGAUCAUUGCCGCGGGUGAGACUCUAUAUGGCUUCCACAAGGCGUCCGAGGGGCUGCCCGCCCAUGUUGUGAGGUUUGCAGAGUUUAUAUUCCCUCCACUGCUUGAUGCGUACUCGGAAGUCGUGGCGAACCCUUCUGCCGCUUCGCAAAAUGGCCUUGUUGCAGGCGGCCUUGUGGUUUGUGCCAUUGCGCCCUUCUUAUUCAAAGACACCUCGUCGACACCUCUCUCCACCUUAUCCAAGAAGUUCUCACUUGACAAGCAGUGCCUCGUGCUCCAGCCGAAGCCAUCUUUCCUCCUUAGCCCCAGAAUAUACACGAAACUCGCGACCGACGACGACAUCCGAUGGCUGUACCGUGCUCUUGUAGCUUCUUUCCCGGCGCUAGACGGCGAUGAAGAGUCCGACAUCAGCAUCGCAUGGGCGGAGGCCUAUAUUUAUGCGGCAACAUCUACUAAUGGUGGUCCGUUCCUGCGCAAAGAAGCUAACAGCGCCCUCUCUUACCUGUACUUGCAUGAUCCCAGCCGGGUCUCGAAGUCCGUGAUUGCAGGCCUGUGGCACUGGCUGGAGACUCUCGCCAACGGCGACAAGGAGAGUGCUUCAAUACUCUCCAAGUCGCAAAAUGCGCUACUUCUUUCUAUCCUCACCGCUAUUUGCCGCAGAGCCUCUGAUUUUGUCAGAGCGACCGGAGCCGGGCCAGAGAAAGACACAAUCGAGCAACAGAUGUGCGGCCUGGCUGUUCUAGCCCGCCCCGUGCUUAUCCCUGGGAGCAGCUGGAUCGAGCUUUGCCUGCGCGCUGAGGUGGACCCUGGUAGUCUUGCUCAACACCAUGAGAAGCUACUCCUAGAAGAGAUUGCCGAGCGCACACAGCUGACACAGACGUCGGACGGGAUCAAGACCGCUGCAUACGAAGCUGCAGCCGAGCUCGUCUUUGUGGCCCCCGAGCAGAUGGCGCCUCGCAUUGUCGAGCUGAUCCAGCACGACCUGGCUGUUGACGAGCUGCGGGCCAUUGGUCCUGUUGACGCAGCUAUUUUCCGGACUCCACCGGGCACCACCUUUGUUGAUGUCCUGGCCAAGACGACGAGCAACUUGCCCAGCAAGAACAGCAAGGACUAUGAUGUGCUCAAGUGGGAAGAGGAGCUUCGUGCACAGCUGGCCUCCAAGAAGGGUCAGCAAAAGAAGCUCACUGCCGAAGAGACGGCCAAGGUCAACGCCCAACUCAAGAAAGAAGCCGAGAUCCGCGAGAAGGUUGGCCUGCUCGAGGCGCGUCUCCUCCGUGGCAUUGGUGUCAUUCGCAGUCUCGCCACCGGCCCACCGACCAAUGCUUCGCAGUGGAUGGGCCCCGCAGUCAAGGCUCUCUUAGACGCUAUCGAGGCUGGUGCUUGCUUGAUCACUGGGGACGUGGCACCCAUGGCCUUCAUUACCCUGUCUGAGCGUGUUUCCAACCGUCUCGGUGCCAUGCGUCCAUUCAUCGGUGUUGCUACACUUCGGGCACACGACGUGUCGUCGCUCCCGGAAAACCUCCUUGAGGAGCCGCUGUCCGACCUGAUUACCCGCAUCCUGUACCGCCUGCGCUCCACUGGCGAGCAGCGUCCGUUCGAUACCGUGUCUCUCAUCUACUUCCUGCCUCUCAUUCUGCUGAUCCUCAACAAGGGCGGCUUUGCCCCCGAGGCUGAGGACCGUGAUGCUCAACUGGUUCUGGCUAUUGAGGUGCUCUCUUUCCACACCGAUGUGUGCGCUGACGAGGCAAUCCCGCGCUCUGACCUGCUCUCUGUUCUCAUCUUCUCGAUGCAAAACUACAGCCAAAACCACAAGAUUAUCAAGGACUGCUUUGCCGACAUGGUCCGUUGCGUGGCUCCGAAUAUCUCUAAGGAGGAGAUCAACAUCUUAUCCCAGGGUGUCAUUGUCACGCAAGCAAGUGUUCGGUCGACGGUCCUGCAGUCCAUUAGUGCUGAGGUUGACAUGAGCGAGCUCUCGACGUCUGAAGAGAUUUGGUUAGUGUGCCACGACGAUGUUGAGGAGAACGUCGACCUUGGCCGCGAGAUCUGGGAGGAGAGCGAGUUCAAGGUGUCGGAAGACCUGCCAGAGAGAACGCUGCCUUACUUGCAGAGCAAGGAUGCACAGCUUCGCCGCGCCGCUGCCCGCGCGCUUGCCGAAUCCAUUGUCAUUCUCAAGUCGCCCACGAUCUUCGACAACAUCACAUCGCAGCUGCGGUCGUCGUACACCGAGUUGGCCAAGCCUCGAGUGGCCCAGCUGGAUGAGUUUGGCAUGCCGAGGAAAAUGGACCUGUCUGAUCCCUGGGAGGCACGGCACGGCAUUGCAGCUGCGUUUAAGGAGCUGUCACCGAACCUGGACAAAGGUGAGGUUGAGCCGUUCCUGCACUUCUUGAUUGAACAGGGUCCACUUGGUGACCAGAACGGCACCGUCCGGCAAGAGAUGCUGGAUGCAGCCAUCCGCGCCAUUGAGGUUCACGGCAAGCCCAUUGUCGCCAAGCUUAUGCAGACAUUUGAGAAGACUCUGGCCGCUCCUGACAAGAACUCGGACGCCGCCGACCGCGUCAACGAGGCCGUCAUCAUCAUGUACGGCGCCCUCGCUCGCCAUCUCAAGCCCGGCGACGCCAAAAUCCCCGUCGUUAUCGAACGCCUGUUGGCGACGCUUAGCACACCAUCCGAGACUGUCCAGUAUGCCAUUGCAGAGUGCUUACCACCACUGGUCCAGACUAGCGGAGACAAGUCGUCCAAGUACUUUAACGACGUGAUGGACACGUUGAUGUCCUCCAAGAGCUAUGCUUCUCAGCGUGGUGCUGCCUACGGUCUCGCCGGUUUGGUCCUCGGCCGUGGUAUCGGAUCCCUGAAAGACUACCGCAUUCUGAUCACGCUGAAGGGUGCCAGUGAGAACAAGAAGGAGGCGAACCAGAGAGAAUCGGCCCUACUCGCUUACGAGCUUCUGUCAACCAUCCUCGGCCGGCUCUUUGAGCCCUACGUCAUCCAGAUCGUGCCCCAGCUGCUUGCCGGUUUCGGUGACAGCAACGUCAAUGUCCGUGAUGCGUCUCUGUCUGCCGCUAAGGCGUGCUUCGCCAAACUCAGUUCCUUUGGUGUCAAGAAGAUCCUGCCAACACUGCUCGACGGUCUCGACGACUCGCAAUGGCGAAGUAAGAAGGGCGCUUGCGACCUGCUCGGUGCCAUGGCUUACCUGGACCCGCAGCAGCUCGCCCAGAGCCUGCCUGACAUCAUCCCGCCUCUGACGGCUGUGCUCAACGACAGCCAUAAAGAGGUGCGCGCCGCCGCUAACAAGAGUUUGAAGCGCUUCGGCGAGGUAAUAAACAACCCUGAGGUGCGCAGCCUAGUGGAUGUCCUCCUUAAGGCCCUCAGUGACCCGACCAAGUACACCGAUGACGCCCUUGACGCGCUCAUCAAGAUCAAGUUCGUGCAUUACCUGGACGCGCCGUCCCUGGCGCUCAUCAGCCGCAUCCUGCAGCGCGGUCUCGGCGACCGGUCCAACACGAAGCGGAAGGCCUCGCAGGUCAUUGGCAGUUUGGCCCACCUUACGGACAAGAAGGAUCUGGUUGCCCAUCUGCCCGUGCUCGUCGCUGGCCUGAAGGUGGCCGUGGUCGACCCUGUGCCGACCACGCGUGCCACGGCCUCUCGCGCUCUUGGUUCGUUGGUAGAGAAGCUCGGCGAGGAUGCACUGCCCGAGCUGAUACCUGGUCUUAUGCAGACCCUCAAGUCCGAUACGGGUGCCGGCGACCGUCUCGGCUCUGCCCAGGCUCUCUCCGAGGUUCUUGCGGGCCUCGGCACAACUCGUCUGGAGGAGACGCUCCCCACCAUUCUCCAGAACGUCGAGUCGUCCAAGGCGUCCGUCCGCGAGGGCUUUAUGUCGCUCUUCAUCUUCUUGCCCGUCUGCUUCGGCAACAGCUUCUCGGCCUAUCUGGGCAAAAUCAUUCCGCCGAUCCUGGCGGGUCUGGCCGACGAUGUUGACUCGAUUCGCGAGACGGCCCUACGCGCCGGUCGCCUGCUCGUCAAGAACUUUGCCACACGCGCUGUCGACCUUCUGCUGCCCGAGCUCGAGCGGGGCCUGGCGGACAACAGCUGGCGCAUUCGUCUCAGCUCCGUGGAGCUUGUUGGCGAUCUUCUCUUCAACCUUUCUGGCAUCAGCUCUAAGCAAGAGGUGGAAGAGGAGGAGAUGGAGGAGGACGCCGUCCGUGAGGCGGGCGCAACGUUGCGCGAGGUACUCGGUGAAGAGAAGCGCGACAAGAUCUUGUCGUCGCUGUACAUCUGCCGCUGCGAUACCUCGGGUGCGGUGCGCUCGGCGGCGAUCAGUGUCUGGAAAGCACUCGUGUCCAGCCCGAGAACACUCAAGGAGCUGGUUCCGACGCUUACGCAGCUUAUUAUCCGCCGUCUGGGCAGCGCCAACAUGGAGCACAAGGUCAUUGCCAGCAAUGCUCUGGGCGAGCUGAUCCGCAAGGCCGGCGACAACAUUCUCCAGACGCUGCUGCCAACGCUGGGCGAGGGCCUCAAGACCUCGACCGACUCGGACGCCAAGCAGGGUAUCUGCCUGGCCCUGAAGGAGCUCAUUACGUCGGCAUCGCCCGACUCGCUCGAGGACCACGAGGCAGCACUCAUCUCCAUCGUGCAGUCUGCGCUUUCUGACUCAGAUGAAGAGGUACGCGAGGCCGCUGCCGAGGCGUUUGACUCGCUGCAACAGGUCAUCGGGAAGCGCGCUGUGGACCAGGUGCUGCCCAGUCUGCUACAUCUGCUCCAGAACGAUGAGGAGGCCGACAAUGCGCUGGCCGCGCUCCUGACGCUGCUGACGGAGACGACGCGGUCCAACAUUAUCCUGCCGAGCCUGAUCCCGACGCUGAUUGCGCCGCCCAUCUCUGCGUUCAACGCCAAGGCGCUCGCGUCGCUGUCGCGGGUAGCGAGCGGCGCGAUGAACCGCCGCAUGCCGCACAUUAUCAACUCGCUGAUGGACAACAUUAUCAACUGCGAUGAGGAGGAACUGCGCGAGGACCUGGACACGUCUUUCGACACGGUCAUCUUGUCGAUCGACGAGCACGACGGUCUCAACACGGUGAUGAACGUGCUGCUGCAACUGCUGCGCCACGAAGACCAUCGCAAGCGGGCAGCAACGGCGCGCCACAUGGCCGUGUUCUUCGCACAGGCCGAUGUCGACUACUCUCGCUACAACGCCGACCUGUUGCGCGCACUGCUCAUCUCGUUUGACGACCGGGACAAGGACGUUGUCAAGUCGGCGUGGAGCGCGCUGUCCGAGUUCACCAAGAAGCUGCGCAAGGAGGACAUGGAGGGGCUGGUGGCCUCGACCCGCCAGACGCUGCUGCAAGUGGGUGUGGCCGGCUCCAACCUGCCGGGCUUUGAGCUGCCCAAGGGUAUCAACGCAAUUCUGCCCAUCUUCCUGCAGGGCCUGAUGAACGGCACGGCGGAACAGCGGACGACGGCGGCGCUGGCCAUCUCGGACAUUGUGGACCGGACGAGCGAGGCGUCGCUGAAGCCGUUUGUGACGCAAAUCACGGGUCCUUUAAUUCGCGUCGUUACGGAGCGCUCGACGGACGUCAAGUGCGCGAUUUUGCUGACACUCAACAACCUGUUGGAGAAGAUGCCGACAGCACUCAAGCCGUUCCUGCCGCAGCUGCAGCGCACGUUCACCAAGGCGCUGGCGGAUCCUUCGAGCGAGCUGCUGCGGUCGCGGGCGGCCAAGGCUCUGGGCACGCUGAUAAAGUAUACGCCGCGCGUCGACCCGCUGAUUGCGGAGCUGGUGACAGGCUCCAAGACGACAGACCUUGGCGUCAAGAACGCGAUGCUCAAGGCGCUGUUUGAGGUGAUCAGCAAGGCGGGCGGCAACAUGGGCGAGCCGUCGCGGGCAGCCGUGCUGGGUCUGAUCGAUAUGGACGCGGACGUGCACGACGACACAAUGAUUAUUACGAACGCAAAGCUUCUGGGCGCACUGGUCAAGAACGUGCCUCAAGAGGUGGCCAUCGGCCUCCUCAAGAACCGUGUGGUGCCAACCCACGCCACGCACGCUUCGGCACUUGCGCUCAACGCGGUCCUGCUCGAGUCACCAGCUGUGCUGCUUGAGAGCCCCCUGGCAGAGGAUCUCCCGGCCCAGCUUGCUCAGGACAUGACCAACAAAGAUCUCUUCAUUGCCGACAACUUUAUCCUCGCGACGGGCAAGUACCUGCUUAGCCCGCAGGCCAAGUCGUUCGAGGACACCAAGGAGAUCUUUGAGACGCUGGCCAAGAACAUCCCGCCCGGCGGCCCGGCGGACACUCGUCGUCUGACGCUGGUGCUUGUGCGGACACUGGCCCGCGUGCACCCGGAUAUGGUGCGCCCGCACUUGCCGCUGCUCGCACCGCCCGUGUUUGCGUCGGUGCGCGAUCUCGUGAUCCCCGUCAAGCUAUCGGCCGAGGCAGCAUUUAUGGCGCUCUUUGACGUGAUCGACGAGGAGAGCAAGGUGUUUGACAAGUAUCUUGCCAGCCCUGCGGCGGCCGACAUGCCCGCCCAGACGAGGCGUGUGAUGGGCGACUACUUCAAGCGCGUGACGAUGCGUCUGGCAGCCCAGGCCCGUGAGCGUCGUGAAGCUGAGGGGGGCGCUGGCGGUCUGGGCCUGUUUGACGACGAGGUCGAGGACGAGCGCGAGAUCUGGAGCGUUGGCAAAGUGGACGUUGGAGCGGACGUCUUUGGCAAGGAAUAG